GUGGGCGGAGCUUAGCAGUGUUCGGGUUUGAAUGUCGGAGCAAACGGUGCCGAGGGAGAAGGAGGGCGAGUGUUAACGCAGCGGAGAGGCGGCGCCGGAGAGACCGAUUGUUUCCACUAACGGACAAUUUUCCUGUUUGUUCACCCUGCGACACGUUCGCCUCCAUGCAAAGGUUUAAGAUGGAUAGUUCAGAAGAACCUCAAAAGAAAAUCUUUAAAGCACGCAAAACAAUGAAAUUUAGUGGUCGACAACAAUUAGAAGCCGUGCAUAAAGCCAAAGAGGAACUUCUAAAACCUGCAGAGGUAAAGUUACUUAAUGGAAAACAUGAAAAUGGAGAUUCAGACAUAAACUCAUCCCAUCAUGAUCUAGACUACAUGGCGGAAAAAAAGGACAUAAAUGGUACAACAAAUGUUAUCUCUGAUGCACAUGAAGUUCCCAUUGUCAAACUUUCUGACAUAAAAGAAGGUUUAAAAAAUUCCGAUCACACAAAAGACUUGAAACUUACACUUGAUAUACAGACCUCUGAUACUCUUGCAAGUAAAGAAACUGAAAUAGGUGUAAGUGUUGGUGAUAUUAAAACCCAUACAUGCCAAGAUAAAGAUGAAGAGGACUAUGCUGGAAAUAAUUCUCUCGUUAUAGAUGAGGACCAAAAUGACUCCAAAGAAUUGCCAGUAGAGGAUAGUGUGGUACCAUGUGAUGCUGACAUUUCGGAAGAACAACUAAAACUAAACCUUUCUGGGGAAGAGGAUAACCACAUACUUUCAGAAGGAAUACAGGAAGUGGAAGACGAACGUCCGAGGGAGAAAGCCUGUCUAAAUGAGGAACAGGAAAAUCUAGAUCCAUUACCAGAUCAACAAUAUAAGGAAGAGAAUGAAAUGUUGGAGGAGAACCUGAAAUGUACUCUUGAGACUUGUGGCAUGGAUUCUAAGGAAGUUAAUGGUGAAGAGGAAAUCUUAAAGGAGUCGUUACAAAAUGAGAUGGAAAACCUAGAAGUACUUGAAGAGCGAGACAAUAUUGAGGUCCUUGAUGAAGAGGGAUCUGAGAAGCAAGUGAAUGCUUUGGUAGAUGGAUCAGAAGAGGCAGAAGAGACUCUAGGUAUGGUUGUGGCAGAAAAAGGUGGAAGUUCAGAACAAAAUAAUCAUAUACCAGAUACAUUAUCAGUAGAUCAGGAUGCUAAUGAAGAAGCCAUAUCAAGUAGUAUGGAGGUUGACCAGAAUGCAAAAGGUGAAGAAAAUAAAUCCCCUUCGGCCACAGAAGCUGCAUUUGAGAAACCUCUCAAAUUACAGAGUUCUGGUUUAGAUAGUUUAGAACCCAUGGAAACAGAGGAAAUUGUCCCUAUUCUGGAAAAACUGGCCCCAGUGGAGGACUUGAUUUCUGAGAGUGAUGUAAAUAUUGAUGAAGAUAAGGCAGACCUAUCCCCAAGUAAGCUUGAAAAUAGUGAACCUGGACCAAGUGAAGGCUUUUUACGUCUUUCUGAUGAGGAAGAACCCUGUGAUAUUCAAACAACUGAAGAAAAUGGAUCAAGCUCACAAGCUCCAAGAACCGAAGAUCAAGAAGCGGUAGCAGAAAAAGAACAACAAAAAGAGGAGACAAAUGAACAGGAACAGCAAGUAGAGCAAACUGUAGUUUCCCAUCGUAAACGCUCUAAAUCUGAAGACCUUGACAGUGAGAGUUCUAAAAAGCGGCGGUUUGAUAGUGAAGAAUAUGAAGCUGAGCUACAGGUUAAAAUUACAGGAGGAAAUGACCUCAACAAGAAACUUCAUACGGUAAUCCAGAAGAUGUUAGAUGAGAAGCUAAAUGUUUUGCAGUUUGCAGUCUUUGACACAACCCUUGCUGACUUGAAGACAAGAGUGGAGAAAAUUGAAUGCAAAAAACAUGAAGAUGUUUUAUAUGCAAUCCAGGCUAAAAUUGCCCGGUUGACAAAGCGUUUUGGUGCAGCAAAGGAAGACCUAAAGAAAAGACCUGAGCAAACUACAGCCAACCAGCCUGCAUCACCAGAGAAGACUACAAAUGAGGUCACUCCAAGUGGUAAUGCUGUGUCUUACAGAAAUUCCAGUACUGUGAGACAGAUGUUGGAAUCAAAGAGAAAUGUCGGAGAGACUACUCCUACAGCCUCUGUGCAAUCCUCAACCACUGGUGCACCAUUACUUCCAAGUCCAUCCAGUUUACCACUGCGCAAUACUAACACUACACAAAUAUCAGCAACCCAGUCCACUCCAAAUACUAGCCUUCAGGGAAGGGCACCACCUGACUGGAAGCUUAUUCAGCAAAAAAUUAAUGCUUCAAGUAUUGGAUCAUCACAAAACACUGUAACUACCCAGCCCAAGCCUUCAACACCUGUCACUUCCGCUCCAGUGAUGUCGUCGGUGCUCUCAGCACCAAGCACUACAACUGUUGUUGGAAAUACUCAAGUGUCUGCCAGUACCACCCAACCAAUGUCUGUCUCUCUUCAAUCAUUGCCAGUAAUCCUGCAUGUUCCAGUGGCAAUGCCCUCACAAUCACAGAUUCUUCAAGGUACAACUGGAACAUUGGUAACGAACCAGCAAUCUGGAAAUGUAGAGUUUAUUCCGGUUCAAAACCAACCUGCAGUGAGUAACCUCACUAAAACACCUUCAGUGACCAUGGCUGCAACAAAACCCAUAAACAGCUCCUCAUUGCCUAGCCCAGGAAUUCAGAGGAAUUCGCCAGCUAGUUCUAUAGCCUCAACUCUAGCAGUACAGGCUAUAACACCAUCACAUUCUGUUGCACAAAUAUCUAGACCAUCUCUGCAACCUGUGGGAAGUACUGGAGUGUAUAAUCAAGCAAACAAUCGUACGCCUUCACAGCUCAAAUCACCAUUGUCUGGUUUUAGCAGUUCAUCAACACCAGAAUUACCUACAGCAUCAAGACAAGAACAAGCCAACCGAACACCAGUGACACCGAACGCAGAGACACCCGCAAGCAAACGUGCAGCUGAAACCACUACACCUAGUGGGAAAGCUGGAAGUGGAAUUAUUGACCUUACAUUGGAUGAAGAGGAUCAUGAAGCAGCAUCUCAAGAAUCAAAGAGGACUAGCUCUGGUGUUCCGUCAUCCCAAGUUACAGGUCGCCCCUCACAACCUACACAAUCCUCACAGCCAAAUAGUUUUCAGACACAAUCUGUACCUGCAGGACCUUCCCAAACCACCAUACAUGUGUUGCCAUCAGCUCAGACUACUGUUAACAUUACUCAAAGACCAGGGACUCAAGCUCCAACAAGGGCUACAGCACCCCGACCUCCAAGCAAUCAGCAGAUGGUAUAUACUACAACAAAUCUUCCCACUGUCCCACCCUCCACACCUGCACGUAGCACACUUAUGCAGAACCAGAAUCUGAAGCAAAUAAGUCCACAAACAGGAGGUGUUCCCGUUCGAAUGCCUCAAGCCACUGCAUAUGUGGUUAAUAAUGGAAUGGCCAUGGGUACUGCAGGACCACAGCUCACUGUACACCAUCGCCCUGCCCAGGAACCAGCAAGACCAAUUCAUCCAGCUCCACUUCCGGAGGCUCCUCAACCCCAGCGCCUUCCUGCAGAAGCUGGAUCAACUUCUGCUCCUCAAAAGCCUCACCUCAAACUGGCCAGAGUACAAAGUCAAAAUGGAAUUGUCCUUUCUUGGAGUGUAUUGGAAGUAGAUCGCUCUUGUGCUGUUGUGGACAGCUAUCACCUCUAUGCUUACCAUGAAGACCCAACUGCAACAUCUCCAUCACAGUGGAAAAAAAUAGGAGAAGUCAAAGCACUACCACUUCCAAUGGCUUGUACUCUCACACAGUUUGUAUCUGGUAGCAAGUACUAUUUUGCUGUCCGGGCUAAGGAUAUUUAUGGUCGUUUUGGACCCUUUUGUGAUCCACAGUCUACAGAUGUUAUUUCCACCCAGAGCAGUUAAAAGACUAGGACAAAAGACAGAUUUUUUUCAUAGUUUAUGUUUCCAUGUUUUAAGACUCAUGCAUGAAAUUAAAUUUAGAAAAUUUAUGGAAACUGUUGGGCUUUUCAUUCUGGCAUGACACUCAACCGGUUUAAUUUCUCCAACCCUUGAAAUCUUCAAGUUUGGCUGAUAUGCAGUACAAUGUGGAUUGAACCUGACCACUAUCAUUAUUUGUAAUGACUUUGGAAAUGUGUACAAGAAAGGAAUUCAUGAUACGCCAUCCACAUAUUGUAAUGUCAAGUUUAUGAACUCUUUGCAGUGGAUAUAAAAAUGCCUGAAUACAGGAUGGAAGACCUAUAAAUUGUGGAUCAUAUUGAAGUAAAUGGAAAACCUACUUUUCCUUUAACGAUAUAUAAUUAUAGCUCUUAGAGAGGACAAGUAUUACACAGGAACCAGUGUUGUGUGGGUAGUUCUUGCAAAAUGACAAAACUGUGAUGUGAUCUCCACUGGAUGGGGAUUCUAUACUGUUGAGCAAGAAAUUAACAUACAUCGAUUUUAUUCCCUCCGGGCUUUUUUUUUUUUUUUUUUUUUUUUUCCCCUUCAUCUUCUUUGUGAUUUUUUUGUUUUGUGCCUUAACCUGAAAAUACAUUUUCCAUAUUUGUUCCUUUUUGUUUUUUCUUUUUUAUUUAUCCACCUGUCCUCUAGCUAAGAAUACUGGUAGAAUUUAACAUGUCCACACCCCAACGCCAAAGAGGAAUCAUUUUAAAUGCCGGAAAGGUUUUAAUUUAAUUUUUCCUUCCCUUGUGUUUUUUUUUUUUUUUUUUACUUUGAGGUUUUGUUGUGGGUUCCAUACCCUUUUUUGUGUGUAUAUGUAUAUAUUUUUUUGUAAUGUACAAAAUAAAUUCUAGAGUGAGAGAAUACAACAAAACCACAUGAGCUGGGCAGCCUUUUUACUGCCAGAUGAAUCAGUUGUCCACAUACAAUUUUACAUAAAUCUCGUCUCUGUGUGUUUCCAGAAAAUAAACAGAAAGCUCAAUCCCCAUUUUGAUUUCACACUUGGCAGUUAUUCAAGUUUAUUGUGCCUCCUUGCAAACCGGAAACAAGUAUAUUUGAAGAUACAUGCAUGUAUUAUUUCAUAUGUAUAGUGUAUCCUCACACUUUUUAUGGAGGAUAUGUAUUUUUGUAUUGGUAUAGCUUCUCUAGCUUCAAAAUCUUGACAAAAACCUUGGCUAUGCCAGCAUAGGAGUAAUAGUUUUGUUAGCUAUAAUUACUCAGAUGUAUGUUUGUGAAUUUUUGGGUUGAUUUGUUUUUGG
Messenger RNA from Pelobates fuscus (common spadefoot toad), 5191 nucleotides. RefSeq names its product activating transcription factor 7 interacting protein (gene ATF7IP). Bases 165 to 3899 code for a protein of 1244 amino acids. NCBI's taxonomy places the organism in Eukaryota, Metazoa, Chordata, Amphibia, Anura, Pelobatidae. Gene Ontology annotation, biological process: regulation of DNA-templated transcription. The transcript has 16 exons. The record is from RefSeq and is a predicted model, not a curated record. Gene Ontology annotation, molecular function: protein binding; transcription coregulator activity. Gene Ontology annotation, cellular component: transcription regulator complex; nucleus.